AAAAUCCUUUCCAUGCCAAAACAAAAUGGCCGAGGCCGCAACUUCAUCAACAAAUGACACUAUCGUUGGAUCGGACAAAACUGUCAAAGAGAUGGAUGCAGAUUUGAAUGAAAGGCAUACAGGUGCGGCUGAAGCACUUGAAAAAGUAGUAAAAAGUAGAAAAAGAAAAUCAGAAAAGAUGGACACUGAUGAAGAAGUUAAACGGCCUAAUUUUCCUCCGAUAUCUGCCGAUAAAUUGACGAAUGGUCGAAUAGAGUCAAGAAAAGUUCCUAUACCACCAAACCGAUAUGCACCACUAAAAAAUAGCUGGAUGAAGAUAUUUACACCAAUUGUUGAGCAGCUCCAUCUGCAAACCAGAUUCAAUUUGAAAACAAGAAAUGUUGAAAUAAGGACCUGCAAGGAAACUACAGAUCCAGGAGCACUUCAAAGAGCUGCAGAUUUUGUCAAGUCAUAUGCACUUGGAUUUGAAGUUGAGGACGGAUUAGCACUUUUGCGACUGGAUGAUCUUUAUAUUGAAACAUUUGAAGUCAAUGAUGUAAAACCGUUGAAGGGUGACCAUUUAUCUAGAGCUAUUGGAAGAAUUGCAGGGAAAGGAGGAAAAACAAAAUUCACUAUAGAAAAUGUUACAAAAACUCGGAUAGUCUUGGCUGAUUCAAAAAUACACAUUCUUGGUUCAUUUCAAAACAUAAAAAUAGCAAGGACAGCAAUUUGCAAUCUUAUACUUGGCAGUCCACCUUCAAAAGUAUAUGGAAACAUGCGUGCUGUUGCAUCAAGAAGUGCAGAAAGAUUCUAAACUGAAGAACUUAUGCCCUUAUGAUGUUUUGGUUUAUAUUAUAUAUGUCAUAAAAGAUACAA
This is a messenger RNA of Rhopilema esculentum, 855 nucleotides long. RefSeq names its product RNA-binding protein PNO1. Lineage: Eukaryota; Metazoa; Cnidaria; Scyphozoa; Rhizostomeae; Rhizostomatidae. The record is from RefSeq and is a predicted model, not a curated record. Gene Ontology annotation, cellular component: nucleus. Gene Ontology annotation, molecular function: RNA binding.